GAGACAUUGUGGGCUAAAGAGAGGGCUGGCCCUGAUUAAAAAACAUCAUGAUGGGAAGUGCCAGUGUGUUCAAGCAGAGACAGUGAGGCAUGUCCUCCUAACAUGCAUGCACCAUCUAUAAAGAACAAAGGAAGAAUCUGUACAGUGACCUUACAGACCUGGGAGAAACCAUCUUCAAUAUAUCAACUCUACUAGCUCAAGGAGACCCGGAACGAACUAAGAAACUGAUGGAAUUUCUUCUGUCCACUGAUGGAUUUAAGGUCUAAAUAAAUACUGACUUUCGACUGUGGGGGGGCAGCAAUACGCCUUUGGUGCGUCUAGUCUACCUUAUCAAAAGAAGAAGACGAAGAAGAAGAAGAAGAAGAAGAAAAAAAAGAAGACAGACAGAACUCAGGGCUAAAGCGCCCAUUGACUGUAGGACCCGUAUUUCCACUCUGGUCUUGUUUCCGUCUCCAAACAGCAACCGUCAGUCCGCUGUUAGCCGCUGUUAGCCGAGAGUUGAGCCGCCUCGGGUCCGUCUGAACAAACUGAAAUGAGUCCGCACACGGUCACCGGGACUUGCUAGAUACCAGCUGCUUAUACCGCUGCUCCUCGAAAGGCUAACUAGCUGUUAGCUGCUAGCACCUGUAGCGUUACCUUCCUGUGAAACGGAGCCUGCUAACAGAGCUAAAAGGCUAGCUGCUGCGUUUCUCAAUCUGUUUGUUUGUUUACUCUGAUGAAAACACCGGGAAGGAGCCGCGAGCAUGGACACACACCUGUCGAGCAAAUAACAGCAUCAUCUGUUGGAAGAAGUUGAGUCCAUCAGCUCUCAGCUCGCUGUGAAUCAGACUCUGUGGACACCUUCAUCACCUGACUUGAGAUCAGAGUCUUCCCUUUUGCCCUGAGGUCACCUUCCAGCCGCCAUGCUGACCUAGAGUCAGCUGAUAGUUUGUGCAGUUUGAGCAGAAUCAUCCAGAGACAGAGAUCAUGUCUGAGAAUCAGGCCAACAACAACAACGUCCCUCUCAACAACAACAACAACAACAACAUGGGACCCAACCGCAUCCGAAACCCCAACAUCAACCAGAACCCACUCAUCAACGUCAGAGACCGCCUCUUCCACGCCCUCUUCUUCAAAAUGGCCGUCACAUAUGCCCGACUGUUUCCUCCGUCCUUCAGGAGAGUCUUUGAGUUCUUCGUCCUGCUCAAGGCGCUCUUCGUCCUCUUCAUCCUCGCCUACAUCCACAUCGCCUUCUCUCGCUCGCCCAUCAACUGUCUGGAGGUGGUGAGGGAGCGCUGGCCUCGUGACGGCAUCCUGCGGGUGGAGAUCCAGAGGAACUCCAGCCGAGCCCCCGUCUUCCUGCAGUACUACGACUCCACAGGCCUCCAGGAGGAGCUGGAGGCUGAGGAGGGGGGAGGAGGAGCAGGAGGGGUUCCAGGACUAAGCCUGGCGGCGCUGCAGGAGGAAGACGAGGAAGAGGAGGAGAUGACUCUGGAGAUGUUCGACAACAGCUCAGUGCAGUUUGAGCUUGAUAUGGAGCCUCGUCUGAAGCCGUCUCUGAUUGGAGGAGGUGUUGGAGGAGGCAGAGCAGCAGCAGGAGGAGGAGGAGGAGGAGUGAACGACAGUCAGGACGUCUCCUUCAGUCAGACCACUAAAGGUAUGCAGCCGCUGAAGGACUCAGUGUCUGAGCUGGAGAUGAUGACCAGAGCAGUUUGGCCUCAGGAGGAGUACAUCGUGGAGUAUUCUCUGGAGUACGGCUUCCUGCGUCUGUCUCAGAGCACCAGACAGAGACUCAACAUCCCCGUCAUGGUCGUCACUCUGGGUGAGACGCUCAAUUCAAAUGACUCUAACACCUGUCUUCAUCAGCAGGUUGGUGAUAUCACAAUUUGGUUCUCUCCAGGGUUCUUAAGAAACGUGGUGUCUGGAGAACAUUACCGCUUCGUCAGCAUGUGGAUGGCCAGAACCUCGUACCUGGCAGCCUUCGUCAUCAUGGUCAUAUUCACUCUGUCCGUCUCCAUGCUGCUCAGAUAUUCUCAUCAUCAGAUCUUCGUCUUCAUCGUGGACCUGCUGCAGAUGUUGGAGAUGAACAUGACCAUCGCCUUCCCAGCAGCCCCUCUACUCACUGUCAUCCUGGCCCUCGUUGGCAUGGAGGCCAUCAUGUCAGAGUUCUUCAACGACACGACAACAGCCUUCUACAUCAUCCUCAUCGUCUGGUUGGCCGACCAGUACGACGCCAUCUGCUGCCACACCAACACCAGCAAACGCCACUGGCUGAGGUUUUUCUAUCUGUACCACUUUGCCUUCUACGCCUAUCACUACCGCUUCAAUGGUCAGUACAGCAGCCUGGCGCUGGUCACCUCCUGGCUCUUCAUCCAGCACUCCAUGAUCUACUUCUUCCAUCAUUAUGAGCUUCCUGCCAUCCUGCAGCAGAUUCGGAUUCAGGAGAUGCUGCUGCAGAACCAGCAGGCGGGUCAGGCCAAUCAGACGGCCCUGCAGGAUAACGCAAACAACAACAACACCGCUGCUGCUGCGGUGGCGACAACUGGACCUGCCAACACCACCCAACCAGGACCCAACACCAUCCAGCCGGGACCUCACACCGACCCCCAGACCUCCUCCUCUUCCUCCUCCUCCUCCUCUCCUGCAUCUGCAGCAGCAGGUGGAGGGGAAGUAAGGGCGGAGCUAAACUGGGUUGCUCAGACGGCCGCCAUCAUCACUGAAGCUCUGUCCUCCUCCAGCCAGCCCUCUGAUGGAGGAGGAGGUGUGUCUGGAGGUCAGGGGUCAGCAGGAGUGGCAGAGGUCAGUGUGGUGGCUGAGUUCUGGAUGGGAGGAGGAGGAGGAGGAGCAGCAGCAGGAGGAGAAGCAACAGGAGGAGGAGGAGCAGGAGGUGAAGAUCCCAACAUUGUUUCAGUUGAAAUUAAAAGCACAGCAGGAGGAGCCGAUCCUCAAACCAGCCCCCCUAUCAGAGGGCUUCAGGCAGAGGAGGCGGGGCCAUCAGAGGCCACGCCCCCACAGACAGACUGCCCCCCCUCACAGAGUGCAGGUACAGACUGGGACUGCAGAACAGCACAGAGCCCGUCCUGAGAGUCCAGGUGUCGUCCUGCUGACAUCAUCGGUACCUCAGUCUGUCAGCCAAUCAGGGUGAUUGAUCAGUGAUCGGUCCGUCACUGACUUCAGAUCAGCUGAACCAAUCACAUUUUAUUUCCUGUUUUAAACCAAUGUCAGAUUGAUCAAUCAACUGUGUGAGGUCAAGACAGAGCGACGUUCUUCAGAUGAUCAGUCACAUGAUCAGUCUGAUGUCAUCGAUCCAAAGAUUAUUCAUCUCAUUAAUAAUCUGUCACUUAUUGAUUAACCAGCUGAUUGUUUCAGCUCCAAAUGUCCAGUGUGUUGUUUGUCAUUCAGGAUUACAGAUUACAGAUUACAGAUUACAACCAGUUGAAACUUCUCCUGGUCAGAAUUCCUUCAGUGUUGAUUGUUGAGGAGCUGAGUUAUCCUCAGAGGUCUCUUCCUCUCAGAAACACAC
This is a messenger RNA of Epinephelus lanceolatus (giant grouper), 3502 nucleotides long. Lineage: Eukaryota; Metazoa; Chordata; Actinopteri; Perciformes; Serranidae. The record is from RefSeq and is a predicted model, not a curated record.